AUGUCGUACGAAGACCGCGCCAAUGCGCGCCCCAGCCUGAAUGAUGAGUCUGAUGUCGAGGAGGAGACUAUGGCCAACGACUACCGUGAGCAGGUCAACUUUGAUGACAGCAUGAGCGAGCUGGACCGGACAACUUCCCUUGGUGGUUCACAAACCCAGGACAUUCAGGCACAGCUGGCCGCCGCCGCUACCCCGCUGGAAUACCAGGCGACUCUGGAGACCAAGUUCGCUAGCUACGAUAACUACUGCAGUCUCUUCCACUACAUCCUGAACUCGGAAGGUCCCGUGGACCUGGAGGUUCCCUCGUACUACUGGGCCUGGGAUGUUAUUGACGAGUUCAUCUACCAAUUCGAAUCCUUCUGCCGCUACCGUACCCGGAUCGCUCGCACUGGAUCCAACGAGGAGGAGGCCCAGGUGCUUCGUGAGAACCCCAACACAUGGGGCUGCUACUCCGUUCUUAACGUCCUCUACUCGCUCAUCCAGCGCUCUCAGAUCAAUGAGCAGCUGGCCGCCAUCAAGCGGGGCGAUGACCCCCUCGCUGUUGCCGGCGAGUACGGAUCCCGCCCACUCUACAAGAUGCUGGGUUACUUCUCCAUUGUCGGUCUGUUGCGCGUGCACUGCCUGCUUGGUGACUUCAGUCUCGCCCUGAAGACUCUCGACGAUAUCGAGAUGAACAAGAAGGCCAUGUUUGCCCGCGUGAUGGCCGCUCACUUCACCACGUACUACUACGUCGGUUUCUCCUACAUGAUGAUGCGCCGUUACGCCGACGCCAUCCGCAUGUUCAGCCACAUCCUGGUCUACGUCUCCCGGACCAAGAACUUCCAGAAGGGCGGUAACAACUACGACGCCAUCGCCAAGAAGAACGACCAGAUGCUCGCUCUGAUUGCCAUCUGCGUGGCUCUGCACCCCACUCGCCUGGAUGACACCAUCCACACUGCCGUCCGUGAGAAGUACGGUGAGCAGUUCCACCGCAUGCAGCGUGGAGGCCCCGAGGCCCUGCCCGUCUUCGAGGAGCUGUUCCGCUCCUCCUGCCCCAAGUUCAUCAGCCCCACUCCUCCUGACUUCGAGAACCCUGCCUACAACGUCGACCCCGUCGACCACCACACCGCCAUCUUCAUGGAUGAGGUCAAGAACACCCUGUUCAACCCUACCAUCCGCUCAUACCUGAAGCUCUACACCACCAUGGACCUGAAGAAGUUGGCUGGCUUCCUUGAGGUGCAGCCCGAGCAGCUCCGCUCCUGGUUGCUGGUGAACAAGCAGCGCAGCCGCCAGAUCCGCUGGGUCGAGGGCAGCUUGCUUGAGGGUGACUCCACCAUCUCUAACGACCUCGACUACGCUCUCGAGGAUGACCUGAUCCACGUCAGCGAGACCAAGACCGGUCGCCGCCUGGUGGACUGGUACCUGCGCAACCUUGCCCGAGUCUACUAA
Molecule: messenger RNA, 1428 nt
Organism: Penicillium odoratum
Lineage: Eukaryota; Fungi; Ascomycota; Eurotiomycetes; Eurotiales; Aspergillaceae
Product: putative eukaryotic translation initiation factor 3 subunit EifCl
Exons: 2
Coding region: 1-1428 (475 amino acids)
Biological process (GO): translational initiation
Cellular component (GO): cytoplasm; eukaryotic translation initiation factor 3 complex
Molecular function (GO): translation initiation factor activity
Source: RefSeq, a predicted model, not a curated record